This is a messenger RNA of Bemisia tabaci, 3781 nucleotides long. RefSeq names its product temperature-induced paralytic E (gene tipE). NCBI's taxonomy places the organism in Eukaryota, Metazoa, Arthropoda, Insecta, Hemiptera, Aleyrodidae. Gene Ontology annotation, cellular component: plasma membrane. The record is from RefSeq and is a predicted model, not a curated record. Gene Ontology annotation, molecular function: sodium channel regulator activity. Gene Ontology annotation, biological process: regulation of sodium ion transport.
CGCCGGAGGUUGCGCGUCGUCAUGUCGUAGCCCCUUUCGCCGACCGUCCGACUCAGUGCGUUCUCUCACCCUCCAAAAAUGCAGGCUCCAACCCCACGCGCCAGUUGCACGGCACUCCUCCACCAUGUGUUCGCAUACUCCGCCCAGUAGGAUUAUCAGUGCUCCAGUUUUCGCUCUGACCAAAAAGGUGGUGGGCAUGCGGCCUAGGUAGGCUGGGGCGGCAUGGCCGGGGAGUCGACCGCUGGCAAGCCCCCAGAGCCGCCAACCAGCAAGGAAAAGCUCCUCUUCUACACGACCGGGUUCUUCAUCCUCCUCGGGAUCUUCAGCCUCUUCGGCUUCCUCUUCCUCGUGCCUUUCGUCAUCGAGCCCGCCUUCACGACCAUCUUCGCCGCCUUCGACGUCACGCCGGCCAUGUGCGUGACCCGCCACGUGGAGCGCAUGCGCGGCGUCUCCAACUGCUCCUGGACCUCCUGCCGCGAGGGCUGCACCCGCGAGGUCUACGAGUGCACCCAGAUCCGCGUCAACUACAAGAUCACAAAGCCUUCGCCCACACCCCCACCCCCGACCGCCACCCCCACCACUCCCGAAAGUGCCUUCGACAACAACUUCCUGGACCGGCGUCGGCGGCGGCGUCGCCGCUUGCUGAGCAUGCAGGACUACGACUACUCGGACAUCCUCGGCCACGAGCUCCCGGCGCCGGACCCCGACGAGGAGACCCCGCCCACGACGACGGACGUGGCCGACCCCAGCGACUCCGAGUGGUUCUUCGUCGGCGCCAAGCUCUUCCCCAACGUCAAGGGCUGCGGCUACCCGCCCAUGCUCAACUGCACCGUGUUCCUCAAGAACUACUCGCAGCUGGGCACCAACUUCUCCUGCUUCUACAGCACGGUCGACCCGGGGAUCGUCAUCACCCAACUGGACAUGCUCCAGGUCUACCGGCACCUCCUCUACGCCCUCGCCAUCCCCAUCCCCUCCUUCAUCGCCUCCGUCGUCUACCUCACUCUCGCCUACCUGUACAUAUAUAGUGAGGACUCGGCGCCGCCUCCGCGACCCCCGCGGAAGAGGCCUGUUGUCGAGGCCUCCCCGCUCGCCCCCCUCUCGCUCAACCCCGCCGCCUCCGCUUCGGGCUCUGCCUCCCUGGACCCCCCUCCGACGACCGGUGCCUUAACGCCAGCUAGCGAAGUAUUCAGAGACGACAUGGCUAGCUUCGGCCACCAGCUCAAAGUUGCCAUGGCUGACGACUUCCUCAGCAGGGACAGCCUCGGCUCCAUCACUUUCGUCAACUCGUCCUCCCUGAACGGAGACGAUGUGGAUAGCUUUGGGCGCCAACUAAAAGCGGCGAUGACUGAAGACUUCCUAAGCAAAGAAAGCCUAGGAUCGCUAUCGUUCCUCAACUCAUCCUCUGUCAAUGGAAACUUGAACAAGAUGAUGACGACGUGUAUCUUAACUCCUCCUGGGCCGAUAGCGGAGCUCUGAAGAAGUCCUUCCACGGGCUAAGCAAUGUCUCGUGGAAACCGAAAUAAGGCUGCUUGGUGCUGCCUAGUUGCUUCAAGCGACUCCCUCUUCAUCGUAGCGUGGCUUAAUUUUUUACCGCUUGCUCAAGCGACCCCGGUCGACUAUUCCGGCAGAAGAACCAAAGCAAAAACAGGGCCCUCUCGGCUCAUAAGCAAACAUCUUGCAUCAUAUUAGUCAAGUCGGGCGUGAGCAGUGCUUUUACGAGCAGCUGAAUGUUUCGCCAUCUCCCCGUAGUUCGAAUUUGAAAAUGGACAAGAUCAGUGGCGUGGCGUGCUUUGCGAUCUAUCGACAAAUCUCCAAUUUAAAGCGAUGGAAAAGGAUCGAUAAACAGGGUGUUCGCAACCUUAAUAAUUGAUCGUUUAGCAUAGCUUCAAAUGGGAGAAAUGUCGAAAAUCGAUCAUUCACGCCUCGCCAAUGGACGAGAUAAACCCGCGAGGGGGAACAAAAGUUGGAUUUUGGACAACAUCCCUGUCGGAUGGUGAUAAUUUAAAUGAAUCAUUUCCGUUCCGUUAACUGUUUUUUCACGGUCAAAUUAUGCGCCGUCGUUUGUAUGAUGGUUUCAUGAGUGCCAAUCGCAGAUAAUUAAAUGAGGUACUCUGAGAAAUAGCCUGAUUUAGAAGAUUUACAAUUUUGUGCAUACUUUUGAGAAGGAUCUUUCGAGUUUCCAAACUUUUGAAUACAAAUAUUUAAUAAAUAAAAAAUGUUCGUGACUUUUUUUCUUGGAUAAUUAGUCCUGAUAACGUUUCAUAAUCUAAAGUUCGCAUGAAUGGAGAUUUUAACUUUUAGAUACAUUAUCAUUCAAGCGCUAGAAAUCAUUAUUUUAGCCCUAAAAUAAUUUUCACUGACACGUUCAAAGCAUUAUUCUGUAAAAACUUAGAACAUUUUUUUAAAUCUAAACUAAGAGAGAUUUUUCCAGGCAGUAGACAAUAUCUCUAUUUUGAAUUUUAUCCUUCAACUCCUAUUGCAGCACUAUCAACGAUAUUGCUUUUUGAAUAUUUGUUGAUGAUUUUAAAAAUAGUUCAAGUCAAGGAGGCCCAUGGAUCAUCAUUACCCAUGCGAGAUAAAAUAUUCCUGAAAGAAAGUCAUUUAAAUGGCAGAUUGCCUUUAUUUUGUCCAAUGUGCUAUAUUUGUUGCUCCUCGGUAAGUGUUCUUUGUUCUUUUUCAAAUUUCGUGCUAAAGUUCGAUUUCGGAAACAUCCGGUUACUCUAGACUCUAUUUUUUCUCGUGAUAGCAUGCUCCCGUUUCACUUCCCUCGCAUUUCAUUUGAAUUACGGCCAUUUAUGCAAGUUAGCAACACCGGCUUUUAUCCAUUCGAAUGCAUGAAAAACGAUCGAUACUUAUCGAGACAAGUCGUUUCACAUGGGUUCGAUUUCUUUUAAUGGAUUCAAAUGGAGAAAAAAACAAUGUUACGAACUUUAAGAAUCGGCACAGUAUCGGAAAGACGCGAUUUAUGCAUAGCGAAUCAAUAUUUCAUGAAACAUAUUCAUCCAUUUGAUUCUGUGUACAAAAUGCUUAUUUUAUGCAAAGUUUGGCAGUACGAGAUAUAGUUAUUCUGGCGGCGAGAGGGAACUUUGUCCGUCCACAGGGAGAACUGGAAUCCAAGUGGAAUGUUUUCAGCCACGUCAAGAUUAAAUACGAAACUGCUAAUCCAACCAAUGGUCGUGGAAUGAAUUCGGAUUGAGCUCCACUAAAGAGAAAUUAUCCCAUUCUACCGGAAAUAUGUAUUUAGCUUUGGGAAUAUAAAUUGAUUUAGGAUCAAUACUAUGAAGUUAGAGAGGUUGGAGCUGAAGUAUCAACUUUUUUCUAACCUUUCUGAAAGCCAUUACUCUUAAAUUUUGACUAAGGCUCUAUAAAAUAUCUUCUAAUUUUAAUAUUCCUGUGUGCGUUGGAGUCUUUGCCAGCAUAUCUCUGUGGCUCUGUUCAUUUUACCGGGAAACACUUAUUUCUUUUCAAAAUUCUCUUGGCACUAAAAUUGAACUGAUAUUAGCGGACAACAGGCUCAAAUCUAAUAUGCGAGAGUCUAGUACUAAAGAUCAGAAUCGUAGGAUCAGGGGAAAAAUUAUUUUUACAAUUUAAGAACCCAAAUUCUCAAAACACAGUGUAGAUUUUUUUUCUUUUUAGUGGACCUCAUCCUAUUGGUGUAGGGGUCUUAUAAGCAAAGUGUGUCGUGGAAAACCUUUCCUUUUAUUCAAGGGACAACAUUUGAAGCGACGAUGUAAAACUGUAUGAUUAGAAAUCCAAAUUUAAAGUUAAAUUUGAUCCAAAA